CGCUCGACUCCCUUCUCCCCCGCGCCGGGUCUCCCAUGAGGUCCGAGCCCCUCAGCCGGCGACAAUGACUACUUCCCUGCAAGAUGGGCAGAGCGCCGCGGGCAGGGCGGCUGCUCAGGAUUCGCCGCUGGCGGUCCAGGUGUGCGGCGCUGGCCAGGGGAGGGGCGACGCCCGCGACCUGGCGCCAGCCCCGUGGUUGCAUGCGCGGGCUCUCCUGCCCCCUCCGGAUGGGACCCGCGGCUGUGCUGCAGACAGGAGAAAAAAGAAAGAACUUGAUGUUCUGGAAAUGCCAUCUAUUCCAAACCCUUUUCCUGAGCUGUGCUGUUCUCCAUUUACAUCUGUUUUGUCAGCAGGCCUGUUUCCCAAAGUAAAUUCAAGGAAAAAACAGGUAAUUAAAGUGUACAGCGAAGAUGAAACCAGCAGGGCGUUAGAAGUACCCAGUGACAUAACUGCCCGGGACGUUUGCCAGCUGUUGAUCCUGAAGAAUCAUUACGUUGACGACCACAGCUGGACCCUUUUUGAACACCUGCCUCACAUAGGUCUAGAAAGAACGAUAGAAGACCACGAACUGGUGAUUGAAGUGCUGUCCAACUGGGGAAUGGAAGAAGAGAAUAAGCUAUACUUUAGAAAAAAUUAUGCCAAAUAUGAAUUCUUUAAAAACCCAGUGUAUUUUUUUCCAGAGCAUAUGGUGUCUUUUGCAACUGAAACCAAUGGUGAAAUAUCCCCCACACAGAUUUUGCAGAUGUUUUUGAGUUCAAGCACAUACCCUGAAAUCCAUGGCUUUUUACAUGCAAAAGAACAGGGAAAGAAGUCCUGGAAAAAGAUUUACUUCCUUCUAAGAAGAUCUGGUUUAUAUUUUUCUACUAAAGGGACAUCAAAGGAACCUCGGCAUUUGCAGUUUUUCAGCGAGUUUGGCAAUAGUGAUAUUUAUGUGUCACUGGCAGGCAAAAAAAAACACGGAGCGCCGACUAACUAUGGAUUCUGCUUUAAGCCUAACAAAGCAGGAGGGCCCCGAGACCUGAAAAUGCUCUGUGCGGAAGAAGAGCAGAGUAGGACAUGCUGGCUGACCGCAAUUAGAUUGCUUAAGUAUGGCGUGCAGCUGUACCAGGAUUACAUGCAUCCAUAUCAAGGCAGAAGUGGCUGCAGUUCUCAGAGUAUCUCACCCAUGAGGAGUAUAUCAGAGAAUUCCCUGGUAGCAAUGGACUUCUCAGGCCAGAAAAGCAGAGUUAUAGAAAAUCCCACUGAAGCUCUAUCAGUUGCAGUUGAAGAAGGACUUGCUUGGAGGAAAAAAGGAUGUUUACGCCUGGGCCUUCACGGUAGCCCCACUGCCUCUUCACAGAGCUCUUCCACAAACAUGGCUAUCCACCGAUCACAGCCGUGGUUUCACCAUAAGAUUUCUAGAGAUGAAGCUCAGCGACUGAUUAUUCAGCAAGGACUUGUAGAUGGAGUUUUCUUGGUGCGGGAUAGUCAAAGUAAUCCCAAAACUUUCGUACUGUCAAUGAGUCAUGGACAAAAAAUAAAGCACUUUCAGAUUAUACCAGUGGAAGAUGAUGGUGAAACGUUCCACACCCUGGAUGAUGGCCACACGAGAUUUACGGAUCUAAUCCAGCUGGUGGAGUUUUAUCAACUCAAUAAGGGCGUACUUCCUUGCAAGUUGAAACAUUAUUGUGCUAGGAUUGCUCUUUAGCCAAACCGAAAGUGACUUGUUAAACUAGUGAAGAAAAAGAACUCUAGGAAAAAAGCAAACCCACAAAUAAGGAUGAAAAUGUUGCCAUGGUGAAAAGAAUGUAUUUUACCUACAAGUUAACAAAAAAUAGUUUGUGCAUUGCAAAUAAGCAAAGACUUGGAUUGACAUUACAUUCAUCAUUUAAAAUUCAUUAGUUAAAAAUUAAACCUCAGAAAAAAUGAU
This is a messenger RNA of Loxodonta africana (African savanna elephant), 1909 nucleotides long. RefSeq names its product growth factor receptor bound protein 14 (gene GRB14). Gene Ontology annotation, cellular component: cytoplasm; plasma membrane. The record is from RefSeq and is a predicted model, not a curated record. The coding region runs from base 65 to 1687 and encodes 540 amino acids. Gene Ontology annotation, biological process: negative regulation of insulin receptor signaling pathway; insulin receptor signaling pathway. NCBI's taxonomy places the organism in Eukaryota, Metazoa, Chordata, Mammalia, Proboscidea, Elephantidae. The transcript has 14 exons.